AUGCAUUGUUUGUAAGCAAUCGGGGCAAGAAUCACGUUUCAGUCUCCUUCAAGCUGUCAGUGGCUAAUAUUCAACCGUCUUGAAUUAAUCCAAGUAAAGGUAUAUUUUAAAAAUAUAUAUAUUCUGUACGUCGAAACAAGUUUCUUCUGUAUUCUAUUCGAGAGUGAAGUGUUUGUAUUGUACAAAAGUACAGCGUAACAAGAAAUCUUCCUUAAAUCAUUAGAAGAAAUUGGAUAGCAGUUGUUAAGUUUUCAAGGUUUGCAACAUUUAUUUGAAAAUUUUACUUGAAGCUUUGUUUAGUUUGUUUUAUAAAAUCUUUUUGUAUCUCCCUUAUUAGAAUGUCACAGAGAAGCUCGAAAAGAAUUCCAUCCUCUAAUGGCUUAACUGAUUCAGACAGUGAUUCAGAUAAUGAAAAUCAAAUUAAUGUAAUACGACACAGAAAUAGAAGAGCUAUAUGUAGUACUUCUGAAUCAGAAGCUGAACAGAUUGAAACCCAUGACAAUAACUCUGAAGUAUGGACAUUCGUCCCCAAAAUAUAUAAGUUUGCGAUAGCGGAUUCAAGAAUUAAAAGAAAUAUUAAUAGAUCCACAAAAAUCUUAGAACUUUUUCCAACUUUUACUUUCUGAAGAGCUCGUAGAGUUGAUUGCAAGGGAAACUAAUCAAUAUUGGUCUCGAAAGAGUAAUAAUAACGUAAAUAUGUCAGAUGGAACAGGACUAG
Heterotrigona itama is the source of this 718-nucleotide messenger RNA. Lineage: Eukaryota; Metazoa; Arthropoda; Insecta; Hymenoptera; Apidae. The record is from the annotation of a GenBank genome assembly.